Molecule: messenger RNA, 2988 nt
Organism: Bubalus bubalis (water buffalo)
Lineage: Eukaryota; Metazoa; Chordata; Mammalia; Artiodactyla; Bovidae
Gene: NCR3LG1
Product: natural killer cell cytotoxicity receptor 3 ligand 1
Exons: 5
Coding region: 520-1692 (390 amino acids)
Biological process (GO): T cell costimulation; cellular response to lipopolysaccharide; cell surface receptor signaling pathway
Cellular component (GO): external side of plasma membrane
Source: RefSeq, a predicted model, not a curated record
UUUUAAUCUUGCUUUUUAGUAUUUGUUAUCAAUUCUGUUCCUUUAAGAAUCCAAUCUUCAGUUCCAAUUAUUACUUAGGAGUGUGAUUACUGGCUUGAUUGCUCUCUCCCCUUUUGACUCUCCUCCGUCGGUGCGCAUCCCGCCGCCCCGCCCUGCUUCCGCCCGGCGGCCCCGCCGCCAGUCAACCCCGCGCUGGGAGGUGGGGAUUGCCUGUUCCCUGGUCCGCGGCUCCCAGCCCAGCCCAUUUCCCCGCGCAGCUGGCGGAGGUGCGACUGAGCAGGCGCUCGGCGAAACUUUUCCUUCUUCGUGAACGGAGUGACCGAGACGACUUCGCAGAGUUCUGCAGAAGGGGCCCAGAGACCUGAGGAUGUGAACGUGCGCCCUUAGUUAAAUACGGCUACAGUUCGGUCUGGACGCGAGAGAAUACACUUUCCACCCACUUCUUAAGCGCUGCUCACUCUUAAGAGAAAAAGGAACAAAGAGGAAGUUCGAGGCCGCCGGUAAAGCUAGGCUACUGCAAUGGCGAAGAGGGCGGCUGGCCGCGUGCGGUGGGGCUCCGUGUGGCUGCUCUGCGUUCUGAUGUUGGUGUUGGUGCUGGAGCGCUUCCAGCUCAUCGCAGGUUUACUGCAAGUGGAGAUGGCAGGGAGGACUCAGAUGGUUUUCUUGAAUGAAAGUGUAACUAUCUUUUGCAAGAUCCGUGGUUCCCCACACCUGGACAUCAACAGUAUGGGUAUCACGUGGUUUCAGAAGACUGGAAAGUCUGAAACCUACACCAAACUGUUUCAGUAUUUUGGAAACUACAGGGAGACAUCCCAACGUGGAGCCUGGGUGUCUCUACGGAGUCUGCAGAAGGGAGAUGCCUCAUUGCAGCUGCCUGGUGUCCUGCUGGAGGAUGCAGGGGAGUACCGCUGUGAGCUGGUGGUUACUCCUCAGAAGGCUCAGGGGACUGUCUGGCUGGAGGUUGUAGCUCAGCCAGUCAGCAGCUUGUCUGAACAAGUCAUGGUGAAAGAUAACAAGGACAGACAUAUUUUGUGUACAUCAAGUGGGUUCUACCCAGAGCAUAUUAACAUCACAUGGAAAAAGUGGACCCAGAAUGAUCCCCACUUCCGGGAAUUUUCCAAGAACAUCACCACUGACCACAUAGUCAAGAAUGAGGAUGGUACAUUUAAUAUCACUAGCCACCUAAGGCUGAAGCCAUCUCUGGAAGACAAUGGGACUAUAUAUCAGUGUGUGGUAUGGCAUGUAUCCUUGCCCACAAUCCAGAGUUUCAACUUCCAGUUGAUUCUACAUCCAGAAUCUGAGAAGAAAACUGACUGGUUCCCUAUUGGAAUGAUUGUAGUAAUCAUCAUUGAAAUGAUCAUACCUUUAUAUUUUUUUCUUAAGACAAGGGUCUGCGCUCAUAUUGUCCAAUUCUUCAUGACACUAUGGUCUGUAGUCUGCCAGGCUCCUCUGUCCAUGGAAUUUUCCAAGCAAGAACACUGGAAUGGGUUGGCAUUUCCUUCUCCAGGGGCUCUUCCCAACCCAGAGAUCGAACCCAAGUCUCCUGCAUUCCAGGUGGAUUCUUUACUGCUUGAGCCACUGGGGAAGCUGGAGGAUGAGAGACACUGUAAGCAGAGACUUCUGGAGGAUAAGAGACCCUCGAAGCUGGAACUGGAUCAGAUGACCACUUCCUCAACGCAUCAGCAAAUCUAGCUAAGAUCAUCAGUGCCAACAGAACUGACUCUUGAGUGCAUGAGACUUAUUUUUCAAAGCCACUUGAAAAAUAAAGCAGUAGAGUGGCUUGUUACACAGCAAAAGCUGACUGCUACAGCUCUUCUGGAAGCUGGAUUUUGAUCCAAAAGCAUGGUUGCCAUGGAGAUGUGCUGCUGAGACCCCCUUCAAGAGAAAGCCUGCUAUGAAGAGGGUGCUUAGCCACCAUGUUCCAGCUAUGGCAUCUCAGGCAUCUGCUUUAGUUUUCAAGCUUGCUUGAAUGGCCUGCUAUCCCUCAUUAUCCCUUCUUCCUCCCUUCACAGAUAGCAGACCUGUGUCAAAGUUUCAGUCAGAACUGUACUUAUUUCCCUCUGAUUUAUCCUGUAUUUAUUUAUCUUCUCUUCCCCACUAACAAUGGCAUAGUGAGAAAAACUGGAAUUGGUCAAGUGAAGUCAGAGUGCAUAGAAGCAGGGUUCUGUAAUGAAUUGUGCAGUUGCAUAUGCACUUUGUAUCACUGCUUCAAUUAUUGGCAUCAAUGCCUGGAAGGACCUAAGGACAGGGAUACACUCCUGUACCCAAGGUGGCCAGUUUAGGUGGCCUGCCUUUCACAUCACUCCAGAGUGGAAAUAGAGUAGGGUGUUGGUAGAUGAAGAUAUACGAUGCCCCAGGCAGGUGGACCUGGCAGAGAGGAUGCCAAUUUUAGGGAAAGAGCAAUUGGCGGUGGCAGUAGUCAGGCUCUCUCUUAUUCCAUGGCCUCUUGUUCUUGCCCCACGUUUGGUAAAUAAUGAUAUGUAAGAGGUGAGAUCAUUUAUAGCACUGUGCAUGCAUGUCACGAGGUACUUCUUGGCCACAGGCUGCUUUUGUUCUGCAAGUAUAUAUAAGCUCCGCCUGAAAAGCCCUGGAGGCUGCAUUAAGGCUACAUUACAGCUAUGUUAAAGUUAUGUUAUGGCUGCUGCCAUGGGUGCCGUGCCAGUCAGGAGAGAAUAGAUGUGUCUGCAGUUCCUAUGGCUCCUUGCAUCUCCUUCCAGCCUCUUAGUUCACGCCUCGCCUACCCUGGGUUCAGCGAACAGUGCAUACAAUGAGAUACAGCAAGACAGCUGGUAUAGUCAGCAGGAUACAGCGAGACACCAAUACUCUAGGUUCUAAUGCAACAAGCCCACCCUAUGGAACCCAGUUCUGACUCUAAUCCCAUUGUUUGGCCUUUCCCCAACUCCUUUCAAGUUGGAACAGAUCUGUUGUUAUUCAAGCCUACCCUAAUCUGGGGUCAGCAGCAUUCAUGUCUUCUUCCUCCAGGUCUUC